Molecule: messenger RNA, 1816 nt
Organism: Phyllostomus discolor (pale spear-nosed bat)
Lineage: Eukaryota; Metazoa; Chordata; Mammalia; Chiroptera; Phyllostomidae
Gene: CH25H
Product: cholesterol 25-hydroxylase
Exons: 1
Coding region: 460-1272 (270 amino acids)
Biological process (GO): sterol biosynthetic process; cholesterol metabolic process
Molecular function (GO): C-4 methylsterol oxidase activity; iron ion binding; steroid hydroxylase activity
Source: RefSeq, a predicted model, not a curated record
CUGAAUACGCAUAGACGGAAUUGUAUGUGUGCAUUUAAAAGGACAAGUAAUUCUGAUUGAAAGGAGACCCUUCUGAUGGUGAGGAAAUAUUCUCGAUCUUGUUUGGGGGUGGUGAUGACACGGAUGGGUAGAGCUGUCCAAACUCGUAAAAACUCUAAAGAUGUAUGCACUUUAUCGUUUGCAAAUUGUACAUCAAUUUUAAAAAGUAGAACAUAAUUCCACAUGUGAAUGAAGUUACUAAGUGCCACUCCCGUCGCCCAUAUAAAAGCCCAUUAAAUGUAGCUGCAGACGUGUAUUUUAGCAACUAAACGCACCCGGGCGAGACUAUUCGUUUCUGCAUGCCCUGCGCAGCCUGCAAAGGGAGCCAAAAGGCCGCUGGCGUCACCAGGGCGGGGCCAAGUCCCGAAUAAAGCCUGUGGGGCGCGAGCAUCUGCCGGGGCUGCGGUGAACCGCCUCGCCAUGAGCGUCCUCAACACUUCCGAGUCUCACGUCGUGUGUAGCUCCGGCCAGUUGUUUCUGCAGCCGGUCUGGGACCGCCUGAGGACACGGGAGGCCUUCACCCAGUCGCCCUUCUUCCCAGCCAUCUUCUCCAUCACCGUGUACCUGGGUUUCUGCCUGCCCUUCGCGAUGCUGGACGUCCUGUGCCCCUGGGUGCCCGCGCUGCGGUGCUACAAGAUCCAGCCCGACUUCUCGCCAACCGCGCGGCAGCUGCUGCCGUGCCUGGGGCAGACGCUCUACCAGCACUUGGUGUACGUGUUCCCCGCGACGCUGCUGCACUGGGCCAGUGGCGCGGCUCUCCCGCCGCGCGAAGCCCCCGAGCUGCUCCAGCUGGUGUACCAGGUCGUGUUGUGCCUGCUGCUCUUUGAUGCUGAGUUCUUCGUGUGGCACUUGCUGCACCACAAAGUGCCUUGGCUGUACCGGAACGUUCACAAGGUGCACCACAAGAACUCGCCCUCGUUCGCGCUGGCCACGCAGUACAUGAGCUUCUGGGAGCUGUUUUCCUUGGGUUUCUUUGACAUGAUGAACAUCACGCUGCUCCAGUGUCACCCGCUCACUGCCAUGGCCUUCCACGUGGUCAACAUCUGGCUGUCGGUGGAGGACCACUCAGGCUAUGAAUUUCCCUGGUCCACGCAUAAACUGGUACCUUUUGGGUGGUACGGGGGCGUGGCGCACCACGACUUGCAUCACUCUCAGUUUAACUGCAACUUCGCUCCUUACUUCACACACUGGGAUAGAAUACUGGGAACUCUAAAGUCUGCUCAUGGCAAGUGACAUGCGUCCCUCCCGGGCGGUGGUGGCUGCAGUGGGCAGUGGCCCCUGAGAACCAGGACUGUUGUGCACUUGAAUCAGAAGAAACACACCUGAGCUUUUUUAUUUUUAUAUUUUAGUAAGUAAUUUAUUACUUGAUAGAGAUUUAUAGAUAAAAUCUUGUUUAUUUUUGUAAUUUGAUGAAGUAAUUUAUAUACUUUCUGUGUACCAACAGUUGUAUACUUGGUGUUGAAUUCUAGUUCACUUCCAUAGCCUCAAUUCUGGGAUCAGUUUAGACAUUCAUCACUGGCAUAUUUAAGUCAUCUCUAAAAGGACUUGUUUGUAGGACAAAGAAUUUCUGAUGUUUGAAAGUGCCCUAGAACCAGGCAAAAAAAAAAACCCUGUUUUUUUAAUGGAGAAUCUGAUCUCUGAUGCUUUAGAAAAGGAAGCAUGUUGCUGCUGGGCAGUGACUAGGAUUGUUGUAAUUUCUAUAUUUUCAUAGAACUUUGUAUUUAUAUAAAAGAAAUGUUAUUUGUGCUUAAAAAAAAAACAGAAAUAAACCAAGAAA